AUGUCUGCGAUCAUCUGGAGCUGGACAAGUGUGCAGCGUAUCAUCCGUGAGGCAAACAACGGCCUAUACUCAGAUAGCUACAAUGGUCAUGAUAGCCUCGCUGCACUGAAAGCCGCCGCAUACAGACAAUCGUGGAUGGUAACGGUUCCACUUGGUGUCAAUAUUGUGAUUGGAGAUGCUAUAGUGUGGUGGCGAGCAGCUGUCAUCUGGCAGAACAGGGUGGUUUACUGGGUCGGCCCAAUCCUUGUGACUAUGACUCUAGCGCUCGGCAUCAUUGGCAGCGUAACAGCAUCGCCUGCGACUCCUGACCAAAUCUUUUUCUGGUGGGGUACGGACGGAUUCACAAAUGCGGCGGUGAUAUUAUCUUGCGUUACGAAUACAACGGCAACCAUUCUGAUCGCAUGCAAAGCAUGGAUGCAUAGGCUAUCUCUCAAGAAAUACUUCCAUGCCAAGACGCGCGUGCUGAAGGCCCUUGCGCUCCUUGUGGAAUCUGGAACCAUUUACUGUGCCCUCCUAAUUCUGGUUUUGGUGUCCCUCAUGGACCCUGCAAGCCUGGCGAACACUCUUGAGUACCAUACUGUUGGGUACUAUUUUGUCUAUGGCGCCCUCACACCAAUGGUGGCCAUAUAUCCUACAAUCAUCAUCGUGCUUGUUGCCGUGAACCGAUCACCACUGGAGCGCGGUAUUCUCGUUGAUUAUCCAAGAGGUCUUCCACUAACCACUACGAGUACGAGUACCGUUGUGUUCGGUCGUGGCACUAUACUCCCCAGCCCACUGGUAGUUGCCGAGGAAGCACACGUCGUACUUGGACGGGCGAUCAGCCGUUCUGACAUCGAUGAUGGGGAGACUCUGAAGGGCAGAUCAUUCGAAUUCGAAAGAGGGGACAACAAACCGUUUCCUUCCGCCGACUCUGUUCUCGACAUACACUCGUAG
Messenger RNA from Dichomitus squalens LYAD-421 SS1, 933 nucleotides. RefSeq lists its product as uncharacterized. The record is from RefSeq and is a predicted model, not a curated record. The transcript is spliced from 6 exons. The coding region runs from base 1 to 933 and encodes 310 amino acids. Lineage: Eukaryota; Fungi; Basidiomycota; Agaricomycetes; Polyporales; Polyporaceae.